UGAACUCACCGCCCAAUGGAAGGGUACGGUUGUACCUGGGGGCGGGGCUUAAAGGCUCUGCCCAAUGAGAGGCUGCGCGCGGGCGAGGCCUGGAUCUUCUGCCGAAUGAGAGCACGCGGAGGGGCGGGGGUCUGGUAUCGUCUCCCAAUGAGAGGCCGCGGUGGUGCCUGGGGGCGGGGCCUGUUCCCGCCGGCCAAUGAGAGGCCACGGGGGGCGCGGGGCGGGGCGCGGCGCCGCGGUGUUUGGAUUCGAACGCGCGUCGCGACCCCGAGGGGCGGUGGCGCAGGCGCGGAGCGGCGCUGCCCCCUAGCGCCGGGGGUCGGGAUGCCGGGCGAGGACGAGGACGACCCCACCGCCGAGCCGGGGGCUGGGGGGGCCGCCCCCCCCUCCUCCCCGCCGGCCGAGGAUGGCGACACCCGGCAGCGCUAUGAGGAGCUUUGCAGUAGCCUCAACAUGGACGAGCGCGCCCGCUCCGAGGCCUGGAUGAGCUAUCAGAGUAUGAAGCGCAACUACACCCUGGAGGGAAACGAUCUGCACUGGCUAGCGUGUGCCUUGUACGUCGCGUGCAGAAAAGCAGUUCCGACUGUGAGCAGAGGGACAGCUGAGGGGAAUUAUGUAUCUUUAACCAGAAUUUUGCGCUGUUCAGAACAGAGUUUGAUAGAGUUUUUUAACAAGAUGAAAAAAUGGGAAGACAUGGCAAAUCUACCCUCCCAAUUCAGAGAACGAACUGAGAGACUAGAGAGAAACUUUACAGUUUCUGCAGUAAUUUUUAAGAAGUUUGAGCCCAUUUUUCAGGACAUUUUCAGAUAUCCUCAGGAAGACCAACCUCGUCAACAGAGAGGAAGAAAACAGAGACGACAACCGUGCACCGUGACUGAAGUUUUCCAGUUUUGUUGGGUGCUGUUUGUUCAUGCAAAAGGUAAUUUUCCUAUGAUCAGUGAUGACUUGGUCAAUUCCUACCAUCUCUUGUUGUGCGCUUUGGAUCUAGUGUAUGGAAAUGCUCUUCAGUGUCCUAACCGUAAAGAACUUCUGAAUCCUAAUUUUAAAGGUCUACCUGAAGAUUUUCAUAGUAAGGAUUAUAAAGUAUCAUCUGAUCCUCCCUGCAUCAUUGAAAAACUGUGUUCACUACAUUAUGGAUUAGUUUUAGAAGCAAAAGGCAUAAAAGAACAUUUUUGGAAGCCAUAUAUUCGGAAACUUUUUGACAAAAAGCUUUUAAAAGGAAAAGAUGAAAAUUUGACUGGAUUUCUAGAUCCUGGGAACUUUGCAGAUAGCUUCAAAGCCAUCAACAAGGCCUAUGAGGAGUAUGUUUUGUCAGUAGGAAAUCUUGAUGAGCGAAUAUUUCUUGGGGAGGAUGCAGAUGAAGAAAUAGGAACUCUCACAAGGUGCUUAAAUACAACUUCAGGGAUGGAAACAGCUGAAAGAGUGCAAGUGAAGCAUAAUUUGCAGCACCACUUUGACAGGUCCAAAUCACUUAGGAUUACAACCCCACUUACUGGCCGCAAAUAUAUUAAAGAGAGCAACCCAUACGUGACACCUGUUUCCAUAGCAACGUACAGUUUGAGCCGCCUUCAUACGAUGCUGGCAGGGCUGAAAAAUGCCCCCAGUGAAAAUCUGGAGCGAAUACUCAGGGCAUGUUCCAGAGAUCCUUCCGAGUCCAUUGCAAACAGAGUAAAAGAAAUGUAUGAAGUGUACUGCCAGAGCAUGCAGUCUGAAGGAGAAUUCAGUAAUUUUUCCAAAGAUGUUGCUAGUAAGCAUUUUCGGCGUGCUGAGGUGCUAUACUACAAGGUCUUGGAGUCAGUCCUUGAGCAAGAGAAGAGGAGACUGGGAGACACUGACUUAUCUGCAAUACUGGAGCAAGAUGUGUUUCAUAGAUCUCUGCUGGCGUGCUGUCUUGAGAUAAUUACCUUUACCUAUAAACCACCUGGAAACUUCCCAUUUAUCAUUGAAAUAUUUGACAUUCCUGCUUAUCAUUUUUACAAGGUAAUUGAGGUGUUCAUUAGAGCAGAGGAUGGCCUCUGUCGAGAAGUAGUGAAACACCUUAAUCACAUUGAAGAACAGAUCUUGGAAAGUAUGGCGUGGAAACAGGAAUCUGUAUUGUGGGACAGAAUCAGAGAUAAUGAGAACAAAGUUCCUAGCUGUGAAGAGGUAAUGCCACCUCAGUAUUUUGAGAGAUCAGCUGGCAACAGUGUUGUAGGUUCACCGUUGACACCAAGACGAAUAAACGAGGUUCGUGCUGAAACUGCAGGACUAGGAAAAGGCAUUUCAUCUUCUCCAACUACCCUGUAUGACAGAUACAGUUCUCCUACAGCCAAUCCAACAAGGAGAAGACUGUUCGUUGAUAACGACAAUACCUCUGACAGCGGAACUCCAGUCCGAGUUUCCCAACAGCCUGUGGUAAACACGGUGCCUGUGCAGAACAUGAACCCCGAAGCAAUGUCGGUAACUCCAGUGCCGGGCCAGACACUGGUCACAGUGGCAACUGCCACCGUAACUGCCAAUAACGGGCAAACUGUUACCAUACCAGUACAAGGUAUUGCCAAUGAAAAUGGAGGAAUAACUUUCUUCCCAGUACAAGUAAACGUAGGUACCCAGCCACCAGCUGUCUCUGGUCCCAUUCAGCCUCUCAGCGCCCAGACUCUGGCUGGCAGCCUCAACACUCAGAUGACUGGGGCCACCCUGCAGUUACCAGGCCAGCUAACUGUUCAGCAGAUCUCUCCUGGAGAGCAGAGACCAACCCAGCAAUUUACCACUGCCACGUCCCUCAGGCCUCGGAAGAUGGGCUCACUUUCACUCUUCUUUAGAAAGGUGUAUCAUUUAGCUAGUGUUCGUCUGCGAGAUCUGUGUGUCAAGCUCGAUAUAUCUGAUGAGCUGCGGAAGAAGAUCUGGACUUGUUUUGAGUACUCCUUGGUGCACUGCCCUGAAAUCAUGAUGGACAGACAUUUGGAUCAGCUGCUGAUGUGCGCCAUCUAUGUAAUGGCUAAGGUUACUAAGGAAGACAGAUCGUUUCAGAACAUUAUGCGCUGCUAUCGGACACAACCACAAGCCAGGAGUCACGUAUAUCGGAGCGUCCUGAUAAAAGGCAGGAGGCAACGACGACGCUCUGGCAGCAAUGACAGCAGUAGCCAGCAGAACUCGCCUGCAGAGAGAGGUAAAGAGAGAAACAAAGAAACAACCAGCAGAGACUCGAGCCCCGUAAUGCGAUCCAGCAGCACCCUGCCUGUGCCGCACCCCAACAGCGCUCCCCCUACGCCAACCAGACUGACGGGCGCCAACAGUGACACUGAGGAGGAAGAGCGAGGGGACCUUAUACAAUUCUAUAACAACAUCUACGUUGAGCAGAUUAAAGAAUUCGCCCUGAAAUACAUUGCAAAUGCGACAGAUUCUCCGCCACUUUCGCCCUACCCAUUUGUAAGGAUUGGCUCCCCUCGCAGAAUACAGCUGUCCCAGAAUCACCCCGUGUACAUCUCGCCACACAAAAAUGAGUCUGCCCUCUCUCCUCGAGAGAAGAUAUUCUAUUAUUUCAGUAGCAGCCCAUCUAAGAGGCUAAAGGAAAUUAACAGCAUGGUUAGAACUGGAGAAACUCCAACAAAGAAGAGAGGCAUUCUCUUAGAGGAUGGUACUGAAGCACCCGCCAAGCGAAUCUGCCAAGAGAAUCACACAGCUCUGUUAAGAAGACUGCAAGAUGUAGCAAAUGACAGAGGGUCUCACUGAGCCAAAUGUUUCAGCACAGGCAUGUCAAUCCAUCUGCUCUAACCAGUCCACUCACACCGCUUUUAUCAGCGCUUUACCACUUUCACCUUUGGACUAGGAAGUUCUGCGGGCACUGGACGUGGGAGCGCUGCACCGAGGAACUGCAUUCAGUGGUGUCUUGAUUUUUUACAGAAACGACCUCCACAACAAUAAUGACUUACAAGGAAUAAUCAGUUCUGCUUGAAAAGGGAAGAUGGGAAUAACCUUUGUAAGCCCUGAAGGAAGUUAUCUGAAUGGAUUUAUUUCACAUUCAGGAUGUUAUGGGUGCCCCUAAAAACCAUCGUGUUGUUUUGCUUUAAUGUUUGGGCACCUUGUUGUAUAAAGGUAGGUAGAUAAUUUUGUUUAUGCCUUGGUUUUAGCUGUGCAAUGUUUUAAAGUGAACUCAUGUUCAAAAGGUGGCACUUUUGGUAGGGCUGUGAAGCAUCAUUUUUAAGGCAGAUUAGUUUUGCUGUAUAUUUGCAAUGGCACUUUCUAAAUGUGAAUAUUUUUUGCAAAGGCCAAUUUCAGAUGUUUCUCUGGAUUGACACAGUUUGACUUUUGUAUUUAUUUUCCAAUUGAUGUCCCGUAGCUCCCCUCUUCAGCAAAUUGCAUUAAAGAUCCAGUUUAACUUUAUGCACAUGCAGUAAUGAACAGAGGAAGCUAGGGAUGUUUGCUUUUUUCAUGGAAUUUUAUAUACUUGUAAUGCUUCUUCAGAUCUCUUUUCUUGAGAGCCAGGAACUGGCCACCUCACUCUCUCCCCAGGGAGGACAGUGGUGUCCCUCUCAAAACAUAUACCUGCCUUUUUUGUUUGUUUUCAAAGGAUGGGGUGGAGUGGGUUUGUUUUUCAGGCUGCCUGGGAGAGAUCUCUCCCCUGCUAACAGGAAACUUGGUGCAUAGAUUAGACUUAGUAGCUGUUUUCAUUCAUAAUAGUUCCAAAAUACCAGACAUUAGGAAAGCACUAAGCAUACUAACAAGCGGUACAGCACAUACCAACUCACUCCUUCACAAUGAUGGAACUGGGACAGUGGUGGUGGUAAGGGAAAAUGUAGCACACUCAGAUUUGAGGAAUUUUUAUAAGGAAGCAAAAGUUAAAAGCUCUGCAUUUUCAGUCAUUCCUACUCCUCUGAAUAGUGAGGAAAUAUAGGACUUAAUUCCACUGUAAAUUCAAUUAAAGUAAAGUAAGAGUCUCUUUCAUUCUUACCUGCAUAAUGAAAAGGCUGAAGUUGAGAAAUUGUGUAGAUGUUCCUGUAAAAAUAUUUAUGAAGCUGUCAGACCAUUCUUGUUACUACCAUUUAUGUUACUUUGUAUGAAAAUACUGCAAGUGUAUUUUUCAAUAAAGAAUUUAUAAUCUCA
Cuculus canorus (common cuckoo) is the source of this 5082-nucleotide messenger RNA. RefSeq names its product RB transcriptional corepressor like 2 (gene RBL2). NCBI's taxonomy places the organism in Eukaryota, Metazoa, Chordata, Aves, Cuculiformes, Cuculidae. Gene Ontology annotation, molecular function: RNA polymerase II transcription regulatory region sequence-specific DNA binding. The coding region runs from base 16 to 3711 and encodes 1231 amino acids. The record is from RefSeq and is a predicted model, not a curated record. The transcript has 23 exons. Gene Ontology annotation, biological process: cell differentiation; regulation of transcription by RNA polymerase II; negative regulation of G1/S transition of mitotic cell cycle. Gene Ontology annotation, cellular component: chromatin; transcription regulator complex; nucleus.